Molecule: messenger RNA, 405 nt
Organism: Paramecium octaurelia
Lineage: Eukaryota; Ciliophora; Oligohymenophorea; Peniculida; Parameciidae
Source: the annotation of a GenBank genome assembly
GUAUAAUUCACAUGCAGCAAACUCAAAAGACUUACAAAAACUUUAAGGAAAUGCAUUCAAUUUAAGAAAGGCAAGUUAAGUUCAAAGAAAAGUUGAGUCAGAACCCAGAAAUGAUUCCUAUUAUAUUGGAGAAACAUCCCAAAUCUUAAAUUCAAAGCUUGAAAAACUAAUUGUACAUUUAUCUCUAUAAUGUUGAUAUUUAGUCACUCAGAGUUUUAGGAUGAUUCAAUUCCGAGAUACAUUAAAACGCACUCUACAGAUUUCUCCUAAGCAAUCCCUUUACUUUCACAUUGGAAAUUAGUUGUUGCCUGAAGGUGUAAUAAAUUGAAUGUUAUUCUUAGAUGUCAAGUUGGCGGAUAUUUAUGAGAAAAAGAAGGAUCCAGAUGAUGGGUUCUUAUACAUCAC